GGAGCAAAUGACACUAAAGAACUGGGCGGGUCUUGUCACUUCCCGUGAUACUUUGCAUUUUGGGUUUUUUGGCCCUUGCGAGGUGCCGUAGUAUUCCGUAGCACAGCGCUCUGGCCUCGAUUAUUGGAAGCUUUCUGUGAAGGUCGUGCAGCGAAAGAUUAUUCAGCAUGUCUCUUCCAAAGCCUCAGAUGAGAGGUCUCCUUGCGAAAAGGUUGAGGUUUCAUCUGCCCAUUGCUUUCGGGUUGGCUCUGUUUGCAGCCGCUGCAUUCAAGUUCACAGUCACAGAGCCACGGAAACAGGCUUAUGCUGACUUUUACAAGCAGUAUGAUGCCAUAAAGGAGUUUAACAGUAUGAAGGAGGCUGGGGUUUUUGAGAGCGUGAGGCCCUCUGGUGAAUAAAUUGAUGGUGCUUCUGUCUCUGCAUUUCUGUUGUAUCCUUCCCCUUACUGGAUGUUAAAUAUAUUAUAAACAUACAAAUAAACCAUUGUCAACUUCUGUACAUGUGCAGCAAUUUCUUGAGCCAUUGAAAAAUAAAAUGUCUGUUGACCCUC
Messenger RNA from Hemibagrus wyckioides, 550 nucleotides. Its product is annotated as cytochrome c oxidase subunit 6C-1. Gene Ontology annotation, biological process: mitochondrial electron transport, cytochrome c to oxygen. Lineage: Eukaryota; Metazoa; Chordata; Actinopteri; Siluriformes; Bagridae. The coding region runs from base 168 to 398 and encodes 76 amino acids. The transcript is spliced from 4 exons. The record is from RefSeq and is a predicted model, not a curated record.